GUAUGAAUGUGGAGCGUUAUCCGUCUCCUUUCACUUAAACUUCUAGUCGUUUCACUACAUUGCCUUGUGUAAUUUUUCCAUUCUCUCUACUCGUCACUCCCACUUCCGAUCGCUGCACCGCCUGCCCAGAUGGCCGAAUUCGCCGCCGCCGCCUCUACUCCCCGUCCUCUCAAAAUCAUAACCGGAGCGGAUUCCUUUGGCUGCAACCUCAAAGACGCUCUAGUCUCGCACCUCCGCUCUCUCAACAUAGAUGUUGAAGAUCUCGGUAAUUCCUCCUACUACUCAAUCGCCGCCGAGGUUGGACGUCGUGUCUCUGCUGCCAACUCCGCAUCUCCAUCUUCUCCUUCCCCUCAAAUCCGAGGCCUUGUCGCCUGUGGAACUGGCGUCGGUGUCUCCAUCUUUGCCAACAAAUUCCCCGGCGUCUUCGCCUCCACUUGUCUUUCAACAGCUGAAGCUAUCAAUACCCGCUCCAUUAACAACUGUAAUGUGCUAGCUGUCUCUGGCAUGUCCACAUCUCCGGAAUCUGCCAUAGAAAUCCUCGAUGCUUGGCUCAAUACCCCUUUCAAAGCUCCAUGUCCUGCUUCUAAUUUCGGUCCCUGGAGCGAAGAAAUAUCUUCAUUCUUUGACAAUUCCCUUGAGGAAAUGCCGAAAAUCGGAAAAGAAACAGCCAAUGAAAGUAAGGAAGAAACCUUAACCCCAUGUUCUCUAUGUUGCUUAGUGAAGAACCGGAAGUUAGAUCCGAUUGAUAUCAUCCCAGGAGGUUCGAUGAAGAUAGUAAGAGAGAGCCCUACCUCAGCUAUAGUGAGCUUCAAGGCUGGGAGUGUGGAGCCGGCACAUCACCAUACAUUUGGGCAUGAUCUGGUGGUGAUGAAGGGGAGCAAGAGGGUAUGGAAUUUGAGCAAGAAAACAAAGUAUGAUCUAGGUGUUGGAGAUUAUCUGUUUACUCCGGCUGGGGAUGUGCACAGAGUGAAGUAUUUUGAGGAUACAGAGUUUUUCAUCAAGUGGGAGGGUCAGUGGGAUAUUUUCUUUGAUGAGGAUCUCGAGGUUGCAAAGAGUGCCAUUGAGAAAGAAGCAGAGGAUGGAUUUGAGUGGAUAAAGUAAGGUGUGGAGGUGAAAUGAGCUUCGUCUGUAUAAAUGCCCGGUAUGUGUUUGUUGUUUUGUAACUCUUGGUGUCUGAGACAGUCAAUAAUACUUUCAUUGUCAUAAUAGAGUCAGGUAUGUCGAGGACGUGCCAUUUGGUGUUAGGUCCUGAAUUUGAGCCUGAAUAAACUGAUUAUGGUAUUGUUCUAGUUUUAUUGCAUUACAUAUCUUGCUACUUUCUUCUUUGUUUCACUGUAAUGGAAAUGUGUUAAAUUUUGGCUUCCAA
Molecule: messenger RNA, 1366 nt
Organism: Manihot esculenta (cassava)
Lineage: Eukaryota; Viridiplantae; Streptophyta; Magnoliopsida; Malpighiales; Euphorbiaceae
Product: DNA damage-repair/toleration protein DRT102
Exons: 1
Coding region: 130-1101 (323 amino acids)
Biological process (GO): carbohydrate metabolic process
Molecular function (GO): isomerase activity
Source: RefSeq, a predicted model, not a curated record